Messenger RNA from Plenodomus lingam JN3, 1476 nucleotides. RefSeq lists its product as uncharacterized. Gene Ontology annotation, cellular component: plasma membrane. The record is from RefSeq and is a predicted model, not a curated record. Gene Ontology annotation, biological process: transmembrane transport. Gene Ontology annotation, molecular function: transmembrane transporter activity. Lineage: Eukaryota; Fungi; Ascomycota; Dothideomycetes; Pleosporales; Leptosphaeriaceae.
AUGGUCUAUACAGACGAAGAGCAACCCCUGCUCCGGAUAAUCUCCCAUGACCAAGAUUCUAACUGCCAAACCAAUGACGAAGGUACUUUGGACUUCGAGCCUCGGGACCCUGAGGAUCCCCGUAACUGGCGACCGGCUUUUAAAUGGAGUAUUGUGUUACUGCUAGCAUUAAUGGCUUUCACUGUCACAUUCACAUGUAUUGGUGUGGUUCCCGUUGCUAGCCAGAUUGUCGAAGACCUUGAUGGGAAACAUGCAAGUUCUUCGACCAGCGCCCUCCUCGUUACCAUCUGGGAGCUGGGUGAAGCUGCCGGGCCUCUCCUCAUUGCUCCGCUGAGCGAGGUCUUUGGUCGUUAUCCUGUUAUGAACGCGUGUAACAUUGGGUUCAUCGCAGCGACUGUGCUUGCAAUUGGCAGCCAAAAUAGUAAAGUCUUCAUUGCUGCGAGGAUGCUCACUGGACUUGCUGUUGCUUCCAAUGUGCUCAACCCUGCCAUUAUUGGAGACAUGUUUGAGUCGGACCAGCGUGGAUCAGCGAUGAGUUUGAUCAUGCUUGCACCACUGAUCGGUGGCGCCAUUGGCCCAGCCAUAUCUGGAGCCAUUGCGCAGGCGAUGGGCUGGCGACAGAUCCUCUAUAUUGCACUUGGUCUCGCUGUGCUUUGUGAACUAUCUUUUCUUAUGUACUUCCGAGAGACAUACAAAUUGGCCAUUCUCAGACGGCGAAUCGCAGUGUCCCACCGUGAUAGCUGUGGGCCCGAGGAAUCCCUGGACAACGACACGAGACACAAGAAUAUUUUGAAGCUCUGGCAUUCAGUCACUCGGCCCUUUGCUGUACUCUUUGGAUCGAAAGUGCUCAUGCUUCUUUCGGUGUUUGCAUCCGUUUCUUUUAGCUAUUUCUACGUCAUCUCCGUAUCAUUGCCAGGUAUCCUGGUUGAUCUCUAUGAUUUCACGCCUACACAGACUGGCUCAGCAUUUGUAUCGUUCAGCAUCGGUUCCUUUAUCAGCGUUAUGGUCUGCAACUUCAGCCUCGACCGCAUAUACAUCCGCCUCCGUCGUCGGUCAAAUGCAGAAGCAAAGCCAGAGUAUCGGCUGCCACUUGGUAUCCUGGGAGCAUUCCUACUCCCCCUAUCAAUCACGAGCUAUGGCUGGAUAGCGCAGUACAAACUUUCUGUUUUCCUACUUCUCGCGUCAGUUUCCUUGAUGGGCUUCGCGUUACUGCUUACAAUGGUGCCUCUCUCUGCGUACGUCGUCGACGCUUGCGGUAUAUACUCUGCAUCUGCUAUGACAGGCGUAAUUGUGACGAGGUGCUUGGCAGGCACCUUCUUCCCGUUAACAACAGCUCCCUUAGUUAAGCACUUGGGCUACGGCUGGGGUUUCACUUGCUUCGGAACUCUGAGCUUAUCCCUUUCCAUUGUGCCUAUUUUGAUAUUGCGGUUUGGACAUAAUUGGCGGCAAUCUUCAGACUUCACGAAAGACGCUUAG